AUGGCGUCCAUCGAUCGAGGGUUCUCUUCCCCUCAUAACGUCGAGCAGAUCGCUCGCAUGGCUCAGGAGUAUGAAUACAAUCCGCUGAUCCCCCUUCGAUACUGGUUGAGGACUGCAAGGACCCUGGUCAAUGAGGCGCAAAUCUACGAAAGAGAAGGUCACGAUGAACAGGCAUAUCUAUUGCUUUUCAGACACGCCCAGCUCGUGCUGGUGCAUCUUGUAAACCACCCCGAGGCGAAAGAUGAGAGCAACCACAAGAGUCUACUGGCGGCUGAGAAGCAAGUCAAAGUCAAUAUCGAGAAGCUGGAAGCUCUGAAGCCGCGGAUCAACAAGCGAUACGAGCGUUACAAGCAGUUGUUGCGAGAGCGUGAGUCCAGACAUCAGCGGGAUGACAUCCGGCCCACUCGGGGUCUGCCGUCGGAUCCUGCACUGGCUGGUGUUCCGGAAGCACUGGAGGCUGCAGAGAAUCGAGACCUGGCGGUUAAGCUGGCACAGAAAGAAAUCACCCGGAGAGCGACUGCUCGACUAGCGACGCGGCAGGCGGGAAUUUCAGAGGAGGAAGAGCGGAGACGCCGCAUGGCCGGUGUCUCCGCCUGGGGUGACUGGGAAGAAGCUCUGGCCCGAAGCGACGCAACAAGCGGCGGAGAUGAUCUCAGCAGACGGAUCCAGGAGAUCCGAAUGAACCUCGACCAGCCUUCGGUCGAUGUUGGACAGCAUCGUCAAGAGCCUCAGCAGUCAGCCCAGCUGGAUUCAGCUCAACCAGAGGUCUCCUCGACCUACAAGUACCCGAGUGUGCCGCGACAGAGGCCAUUUGAUGUCGGUUCUUUAGCACCUGUCCAGCCACGGCCGGAUAAAGGAGACAUUUCGCAACCUCCUAAACUUCCACCCAAGGAACAGCUCGUCGCAGACCGUCCUGCUGUGUCGGACGAGCCUCCUCCUCGUCCGAGCAAAGUGCCACCUAGUGCUCCGCCUGUGCCAAGUAAAGAGAAGGCACUAGUCAAAGAGUCGGAGUCAACGCCAUCAGAUCUCAAUCCUUCCACCUUCACGUUCAAGCCCUCUGCAUAUCUUGAAAACGGGACCCCAUUACGCACGGUUUUCUUGCCCCCUACCCUGCGGACGCAUUUCUUGUCGAUUGCGGAACCCAACACACGGCGGAACCUGGAGACCUGUGGCAUCCUUUGUGGAACGCUGAUCUCGAACGCUUUGUUCGUCUCGAAACUGCUCAUCCCGGAGCAAGAGUCGACGUCGGAUACGUGCGAGACGGUGAACGAGUCGGCCAUCUUUGAUUACUGCGACUCUGAGGAUCUGAUGGUCCUUGGUUGGAUCCAUACGCAUCCGACGCAAACCUGUUUCAUGAGCUCGCGGGACCUGCACACCCACUGCGGCUAUCAAGUGAUGUUGCCGGAGAGCAUUGCCAUCGUUUGUGCACCAACCAAGACUCCCGACUGGGGCGUGUUCCGACUCACCGAUCCCCCGGGUCUCAAAUCGGUCCUGAACUGCACGCAGACGGGGUUGUUUCAUCCCCAUGCGGAGGAGGAUAUCUACACGGACGCACUACGACCAGGCCAUGUGUUUGAAGCACAGGGGUUGGAAUUUGAGACGGUCGACCUGCGACCUGGGAUCUAA
Molecule: messenger RNA, 1626 nt
Organism: Rasamsonia emersonii CBS 393.64
Lineage: Eukaryota; Fungi; Ascomycota; Eurotiomycetes; Eurotiales; Trichocomaceae
Product: Endosome-associated ubiquitin isopeptidase (AmsH)
Exons: 2
Coding region: 1-1626 (541 amino acids)
Biological process (GO): protein K63-linked deubiquitination
Cellular component (GO): endosome; membrane
Molecular function (GO): metal-dependent deubiquitinase activity; K63-linked deubiquitinase activity; protein binding
Source: RefSeq, a predicted model, not a curated record